This is a messenger RNA of Dermacentor andersoni, 2359 nucleotides long. It is a transcript of the gene cn, whose product is annotated as Kynurenine 3-monooxygenase cn. Gene Ontology annotation, molecular function: kynurenine 3-monooxygenase activity; FAD binding. NCBI's taxonomy places the organism in Eukaryota, Metazoa, Arthropoda, Arachnida, Ixodida, Ixodidae. Gene Ontology annotation, biological process: L-tryptophan catabolic process; quinolinate biosynthetic process. Gene Ontology annotation, cellular component: mitochondrial outer membrane. The record is from RefSeq and is a predicted model, not a curated record.
CAGGCCCGUCGCGUUCUCUCCUGCGCCGGCCACGCUCUCGCACCGUCGGCAGCGGCAGCAGCAAGAGGGGCGAGCAGUGGAUCAGACGCACGCGCGUGUGUUGUGCUUGCCGGAAUCUCGGUGCCGACAGGCUUUCCGUCCCGGUCGCCGAAGGGCAGCGUUCACUGGCGGCCUGCCGCAAGAGGCGUCAUGGCUGCGACGGAGGACUCGCUCGCUGUCGUCGGAGGCGGCCUGGUGGGAUCAUUAUGCGCCUGCCUUCUCGGCAACCGUGGCUUCCAAGUCGACCUCUACGAGUCCAGAGAAGACAUCCGCGAGCAGGAGCACGUGGCUGGUCGGAGCAUCAACCUGGCGCUGUCUGUGCGCGGACGCGCCGCUCUGGCACUGGUGGGGCUGGAGGAAGAGGUGAUCCAGCGGCACGCCAUCCCCAUGCACGGGCGCCUCAUUCACAACACGGACGGCACGCGCAAGCCCAUCCCCUACGGCAGGAAGGGCCAGAGUAUUUUCUCCGUGGGUCGCCGCUACCUCAACGAGGUCCUUCUUUCCGCUUGCGAAGCCAACCCCAACGUGCGGCUCCACUUCCGGCACAAGCUGCAGUCGGCCGACCUGGACCAGGCGGGGCUCAACUUUCGCGGCCCCGACGGCAAGGAGGUCCGCGUUCACCACCGCGCGGUGCUCGGCUGCGACGGCGCCUACUCGGCGGUGAGGCGCCAGAUGCUGCGGCGACCCAUGUUCAACUACUCGCAGACCUACAUCCCGCACGGAUACCUCGAGCUCUGCAUACCGCCCACGAAGGACGGAGAGUUUGCAAUGGAGGUGAAUUACCUGCACAUCUGGCCCCGUGGCGAGUUCAUGCUGAUCGCACUGCCCAACCAGGACAAGACGUACACAGCUACGCUGUUCAUGCCGUUCGCCGUGUUCGACGGGCUCACCGACCGACAGAAGCUGUUGAGCUUCUUCGACAAGUACUUCCCAGAUGCAGUGCCUCUUAUUGGACAGGACCACCUGGUCAAGAGUUUCUUUGCUGUGAAGGCAUCGCCUAUGGUCAUGAUCAAGUGCAAGCCGUACAACGUGUUCGACAAGUCCCUGAUCCUUGGUGAUGCAGCGCAUGCUAUGGUUCCUUUCUACGGCCAAGGGAUGAACGCGGGUUUCGAGGACUGUUGUCUUCUGAAUGAACUCCUGGACGCCCACGGCCACAACUUGAAGGCCAUCUUCGAGGAAUUCACCGAGACGAGGAAUCCCGACGUGGAGGCGAUGUGCGACCUGGCCCUUUACAACUACGUAGAGAUGCGUCACCUGGUGAACUCCACUUCGUUCUUGAUACGGAAAAAGUUCGACCUCUUCUUGAACACGAUCCUACCGAACUUCUGGAUACCACUCUACACUACGGUUACGUUUACAAGGAUCAGGUACCACGAAUGCGUCAAGAACAGAGCGUGGCAGGACAAGGUACUGUCGCGCAUCAUGAACGGCACCUUGGUGAGCGUCGCUGUUGCGGCGCUGGCGGCCGGCUUGAAGUGGCUUCAACUGUACUACUACCCGUAACCACGGAGGUCAUCGCAUAGCUUGUUCCGCAUCGUGAAUUCCACCGUUUGUUCUUGCAUACCGAAGACGUGUUAUAGCGCGUGCGCGAGGACCUUGACAAGAGGAGCAGUGCUCAAUUAAAACCUCAGUCUGUGCUGAUUGGUUCUUUGUUCAAAUGAAUGCGUGAACGACGCGGAAAAAAAUGACAAAGACGAGUACAGGAGGUACGAGGUUCGUUGGUCACGGCAUCGUUUAUUACUUUUUUUUUCCGCCCUGCCCAUCAUAUAAAGAGUUACUUUGAUUAGAAUAAACUUCGAAGUUCAAAGAAGCAUAUGGAAGCCUGUGCGUUUUUUCUUUGUACCUUAUACCAUCAAUUCUUGUCUUUUUUUUUUUUUUUUGGCGCCGUUCAUGCAUUUGUUAGAGCAGUGCUAGUUGCGACACCUCACGACGUCGUGUUUAAAUAGGCACAAUAUGUUAGCAUUACGUUAAGCUGGAUUUAUAAGUUAUAGAAAAAGAAUAUAUCAUGAGUGGAGGCUUAUGCAAGCCAGGAAAGUUCUGAAAACGAAAAGGCAAGUGGCGACGCCUUCUUGAAGUUCCCGCACUAGUCCUCCGCGACGUCAUGGAUUUUGAGGACACCUGCCGGCGAGGCUACUUAGUUUUAUACCCAUCGCAGAAGAAUUACAUCUCACUGUAAAGGAACCAAGGGCUCAACGCAGCAAGUUAGCACGAAAAAUAGCGUAUUCGGAUUCGAAAUGCAAGAAGGAAAACUUCGCUCUACAUUUUCUCCGCUAGCAAGCUAUUUUCCCUUGCCUCAAAUAAAUUCAAAUGGAAUCUUGAA